Molecule: messenger RNA, 1059 nt
Organism: Frankliniella occidentalis (western flower thrips)
Lineage: Eukaryota; Metazoa; Arthropoda; Insecta; Thysanoptera; Thripidae
Gene: Prosalpha6
Product: proteasome subunit alpha type-1
Exons: 5
Coding region: 146-976 (276 amino acids)
Biological process (GO): ubiquitin-dependent protein catabolic process
Cellular component (GO): proteasome core complex, alpha-subunit complex; proteasome core complex; nucleus
Source: RefSeq, a predicted model, not a curated record
GCCCAAUUUCUCAUAGAUGGAACACGAUAGGCCACCCGCCAUACAUGUCAUUUAUUUGGGCUAGGUUUGGAUUUGCGGCUUUUCGUUAACAGACAUCUCGGAAGGUUUACUUCUGUGUAUUCUCCCCUUUUAUCUUCGAGCAGCCAUGUUUCGCAAUCAGUACGAUAGUGAUGUCACAGUUUGGAGCCCUCAAGGGCGACUCCACCAGGUGGAGUACGCUAUGGAGGCAGUAAAAUUAGGAUCAGCCGCAGUUGGUAUUAAGAACAAAACUCAUGCAGUUUUGGUUGCCUUAAAGAGAGCGUCAUCAGAACUUUCAGCUCAUCAAAAAAAAAUUAUUCCAAUUGAUAAGCAUCUUGGCAUGGCAAUUACUGGACUGACUGCUGAUGCUAGAAUGUUAAGCCGAUACAUGCGUACUGAGUGUCUCAAUUAUCAGUAUGCUCACGAUUCUCCACUUCCUGUGUGCCGUCUUAUUGCUAACGUUGGUAAUAAAAUGCAAAGUUCAACUCAGAGAUAUGACCGUCGUCCUUAUGGAGUAGGACUUCUAGUUGCGGGUUAUGAUGACCAAGGACCUCAUAUUUAUCAAACAUGCCCAUCUGCUAAUUUCUUUGAUUGUAAAGCUAUGGCCAUGGGGGCCCGCUCCCAAAGUGCUCGCACAUACCUUGAAAAGCACUUGUUGGAAUUUCCUGAAUGUGAUAAAGAUGAACUAAUUCGCCAUGGUUUGAGGGCACUGAGUGAUACUUUGCCAAAUGAAGUUGAAUUAACUGUCAAGAAUGUGUCCAUUGGUCUGGUUGGUGAGAAAACUCCCUUCUCAAUCCUGGAUGAGCAAGAAACGGCUGUUUAUUUGACAUCUAUUGAGCAUGAGGAACGUCGUGGUGGAGGUUCAUCGGGCUCUAAGGCUUCAAAGUCAUCAACUCAGGCUGCAGGAGAAGGUGGCCCACAGGACCCUGAAGUGGCUGUUGCCAUGGAAACUGAUUAGUAAUCUACCCAAUUUCAUUAUCUUGUAUUUGGGUUUUCCUGCAUAAGUUCAUAAAUAAUAAAUAUACAUAUUUUUAAAAAACA